AUGGUGUUUAGAAGAGGCGAUCAAGUGGAAGUUGCGAGCCAAGAAGAGGGGUUUAAGGGUUCAUACUACACAGCAACAGUAAUCUCAGAGCUGCUGAAUAAGAAGUACAUAUUGCAAUUCAAGACUCUCUUGAAAGAUGAUCUCUCCGGACCUUUAAGAGAAAUCGUCGCCGCCGAUGAUGUCCGGCCGGCGCCGCCUGUGAUUCCGGUAACUGGGUUUGGUUUGUACGACAAAGUUGAUGCUUUUGACAAUGACGGUUGGUGGGUCGGGAAGAUCACUGGGAAAAUUGGGAACAAGUUCUUCGUGUAUUUUGAGACAAGUGGGGAUGAGAUUGCAUAUCAAUUGGAGAACUUGAGGGUUCAUCAAGACUAUUUAAAUGGCAAGUGGGUUUGUUCAAGAAAAGGGGUUUCUUAUGAGAGUCUCUAUCGCUGA
Molecule: messenger RNA, 432 nt
Organism: Ilex paraguariensis (yerba mate)
Lineage: Eukaryota; Viridiplantae; Streptophyta; Magnoliopsida; Aquifoliales; Aquifoliaceae
Source: the annotation of a GenBank genome assembly